AAAAAAUUUCCCGUCGCACUCCUCCUCGUCUUCCUCAAAGCUUCCAUUUCGAGCUACUAAAAUCUCCAUCCAAACCCGUCCCUCUCCCUCGAAAAUUUCUAGGGCUUUUCUCGCCUGGGGCUUCGAAUUCUCCGAUGGAGAUCUGAGGAAGGGUUUGAAAUGCAAGUGGUAGUUUAAGAUGUUUCACAAGAGCAAGUUCAAGUUGGCUGCACUUGUGGGUAUUGCCUUAUCAGUGGUUUCUUUGCUGGUGCACCUUCUUCUUGCCAAUUAUUCAGCUGGAGACUUUAUGCAGCAAAAGUUACGAGUGGAUGAUUUCUAUCCAAUUGGACAAAAGUUUCGUUACCGAAAAUUAUGGGGUCCUGUGAGCUCUUUGGAAACCUUGCAGCCAUAUGCUAAUACUAGAACCUUCUAUCCUGUUUUGAAAGAACAGAAUGGUUUCAUAUAUGCAAAGAUAUAUGGUGGAUUUGAUAACAUAAGAUCUGCGAUCUGUGAUCUUGUGGCCAUCACCCGGCUUUUGAAUGCCACUUUAGUCAUUCCAGAGAUCCAAGAAAGUCUUCGUUCAAAAGGCAUCAGUACCAAAUUCAACAGUUUCUCUUAUCUCUACAACGACGAGCAGUUCAUUGCCGCACUUUCUAAUGAUGUCUUUAUUGUGAAGAGCUUGCCGAAUGAUUUGAAGAAGGCUAGAAAAAAGACCAAGUUUCCGACAGUUUCGCCUCAAAAUUCAGCCCCACCAAGUUUCUAUCUCACAGAAGUGUUGCCCAAGCUUAAACGGUCAAAAGUUGUUGGAUUGAUAAUCAAUCACGGUGGAUGCCUUCAGUCUAUCCUUCCUGAAAGUAUGGCAGAGUAUCAGAGACUCAGAUGUCGUGUUGCUUUCCAUGCCCUACAGUUCCGCCCAGAAAUUCAGAUGCUUGGCAACCAAAUUGUAGAGAGGCUGCGUGCAUUUGGUCGUCCAUAUCUAGCAUAUCACCCUGGUCUCGUGAGAGACACCCUAGCAUAUCAUGGCUGUGCUGAGCUUUUCCAGGAUGUUCACACUGAACUAAUACAAUAUAGAAGGAAGCAGAUGAUCAAACGCAGAUUAGUUCAUGAAGGACUCAGUGUUGAUUCAAUGGCUCGAAAGAAAAAUGGCUCAUGUCCUCUCAUGCCUGAGGAGGUAGGGCUUCUCCUUAGGGCAAUGGGAUAUCCUCCAAAUACAAUAAUAUACUUGGCUGGAGCUGAAACAUUUGGUGGGCAAAGAAUUUUAAUUCCUCUGCGGGCCAUGUACACAAACUUGGUGGAUCGUACUUCUUUGUGCAGUAAGAAGGAGCUGUCUAGUUUGUUUGGACCAGAAUAUCCUCUUCCUUCAAAUCUGCCUCACCCCCCACCUGUGAAAAGUGAGAAACAACUUAUUGAAGAGUGGAAAAAAGCUGGGCCUCGGCCACGACCCCUUCCUCCACCUCCUGCUAGGCCUUUUUAUCAGCAUGAGAAGGAAGGUUGGUAUGGUUGGGUUGCUGAGACUGACAAAGAGCCAGACCCUUCGCCUCUGGAUUUGAGGAUGCAAGCACACAGGUUGCUCUGGGAUGCUCUUGAUUAUUAUGUUUCUGUUGAAGCUGACGCAUUCUUUCCUGGCUUCAACAAUGAUGGGAGUGGGUGGCCCGAUUUUUCAAGCUUGAUCAUGGGGCACCGAUUAUACCAAACGGCUUCUGGCAUAACAUAUCGCCCUGACAGGAAAACUCUUGUUGAGCUUCUCGAAACUAAUCGUGACAAUUUAUAUCAUCCAAAACGCAACUGGACAGUUCUGGUGAGGGAUCACCUUAACCGGAGUUUGGGUGUUGAUGGCUUGCUAACUGAGGCCCGAUUAUCUAAACCUGCAUCAUUCCUUUCUCAUCCAUUGCCAGAAUGUUCAUGCAGAACAUCCAAAUUGCCUGACAUUUCUAAUCCUGUGAAGGGCAAAAACGGUGAACUGCUAUAUGGUGGUGAGGACAGUUGCCCUGACUGGAUGGUUCAUGGCCUUGCAAUGGUUUCUGUAAGGGCCACUGGUGCAAAAGAUGAGGAAGCUGAGGAGAGCGAGUUGCCUGAAGAUGACAACGAUUUGGAGGGGGACUCUGAUAAUGGAAGCAGAAUCGAUGCAAGGCCUUCCGAACAGGAUGAAGAGAUGGAUCCCGAUGAUUAAAAUUUUAAGUAUAGAUGGACUGAAGAGCAAUUUUUACCAUGCUGGCUCCAGAAAAGGGGCACUAUUUGAAGAUUAUGUCAAGCUUCUCAAAAUAUAACAAGAGCUACAAAAGUUGCGACGAUUCUCUCUCUUUCUACGAGCAGAUCAAUAACGACAGAGACUUAACUGAAAGUGCUUGUCAGAUCUUCGGUAUACAGCCUCAACACAGAAAUUAACCUCAUCAAAAUAUUCCCCGGCCUUCCAAUGAAUCCUUCUGUCUGACUUGUAUAUCUAUCAGUGAAAAUAUCCUUGGGAAAUUAUCCUUCAUGAGUAUGGUGUUCAUGUUGCACAGGCUGAAGGUUCAUACGCUUAAACCAAUAUGAGGACAAGGCUUGUGUAUGCCAUUCAGAUCUUUGAACUCCUGACAACUAACUACAAUUUCUUUCAUUGUGUAGAAAUAAUCACAUUACUUAUUGGGGAAUUUGGAUUUUGGUUCAUCAUUUGAGUCAGUGGCCUCCUGUUGCAUUGACGAAGGAUUGAUACGAUUCAGUCUUGGGGGAGUUGGUCAAACAUUCUCUGCUCUGGAAUUUCAUUAUCUUCUGUUUUGUGAUGUUUCAUGAUGAUCUUUGAUCAAGCACUAUCUGUUACACUGUAAUACAUUGAUAUCAAUCUAAACAAAAAUAUUAUUGAUUUUAUUUGUUGAUUAA
This is a messenger RNA of Phoenix dactylifera (date palm), 2835 nucleotides long. Its product is annotated as protein EMBRYO SAC DEVELOPMENT ARREST 30-like. NCBI's taxonomy places the organism in Eukaryota, Viridiplantae, Streptophyta, Magnoliopsida, Arecales, Arecaceae. Gene Ontology annotation, cellular component: Golgi apparatus; cytoplasm. The record is from RefSeq and is a predicted model, not a curated record.